Lacerta agilis (Sand lizard) is the source of this 3238-nucleotide messenger RNA. RefSeq names its product LDL receptor related protein 3 (gene LRP3). Gene Ontology annotation, cellular component: plasma membrane. The coding region runs from base 348 to 2873 and encodes 841 amino acids. Lineage: Eukaryota; Metazoa; Chordata; Lepidosauria; Squamata; Lacertidae. Gene Ontology annotation, molecular function: protein binding. The record is from RefSeq and is a predicted model, not a curated record. The transcript is spliced from 7 exons.
CCCCUUCCUUUCAGCCCAGGGUGGCCCUGCCCUACGCCUGCCCCUCAGAGCCGGCGCGUCACGCGGGGCUGGGCCUCGAAAACGGCGGCGUCCUCCUCCUCCUCCUCCUGCCCGCUUCCUCGCAGCCGCUGCGGGACGAGCUGCCCAAGCGAGGAGGCCAUGGAGAGGCGACGGCGGGAUGCUCCCUCGCAGCCACCGCCGUUGCCGCCUCCGUCGCUCGGGGCAAACGCCGCCUCCUCCUCCUCCCCGAGCUCGGCUGUGGCGGCGGCGGCGGCGCUGUGAGGGGGCGAAGCGGCGGCGGCGACCGGAGGCUCAGCGCACCUCCCCGGGCGAAGAGACCCGCCGCCAUGGACGCGGCGCCCUCUUCCUCCUCCUCCUCGUCGUCGUCCGCGGAGCUCCGGGCGCCCGGCGCGCUGGGGCCGCUGGCUGCCCUCUGCCUGGUCAACCUCUUCUUGUCUGGGAAAAUUGAAAGUGCUGUCACUUCAUUAGCUGCUUGCAGUGGAAAACUGGAACAGCAUACUGAGCGGCGUGGGGUCAUCUACAGCCAUUCCUGGCCACUCCACUAUCCUCCGGCCACCAACUGCAGCUGGUACAUUCAAGGUGAUCGAGGAGAUGUGAUAACUAUUAGUUUUAAGAACUUCGAUUUGGAGGACUCUCCCAAGUGUUCAACAGACUGGCUCAUGAUCGGUCCUCCUGCCAAGGGAGAAGAAUACAAAGCAUGUGGAUCCUUCAUCCCACCUCCUUUCAUCUCUGCCAGGGAUCACGUCUGGAUAUUUUUCCACUCUGAUCCAUCAAGUUCAGGGCAGGCUCAGGGAUUUCGCCUUUCGUAUAUCCGAGGGAAAAUGGGCCAGGCUAAUUGCCAGUCUGAUGAAUUCCGCUGUCUGAAUGGCAAAUGCAUUCCCGGCACUUGGAAAUGCAAUUCCAUGGAUGAGUGCGGCGAUAACUCAGACGAGAAAAAUUGCACUGUUCCCCCAACCGAGCCCCAGUCCAGCAUCUGCCCUUCAGGAACCUUCCAGUGCAGCGUAGCCCAUUCCACCAAGUGCUUGUUGAAUGAGCUGAAAUGUAAUACAGUUAAAGAUUGCAGCGAUGGUUCCGACGAAGAGAACUGCCCCGACCUUUCAUGUGGCAAAAGGCUGGGCAACUUUUACGGGUCUUUCGCCUCUCCCGACUUCUUCCGCUCGGACCACAGCCGAGCGGACCUCCUCUGCACGUGGCAUGUGGACACCCAGGACAACCGCCAUGUUCUCCUGCAGCUUGAUCUGCAGCUCGGCUACAAUGACUAUGUGAAGGUGUACGAUGGGCUGGAGGAGAGAGGCGACAAGCUCAUGCAGACCCUUUCGUAUCGCAACAACAGGCACUCGGUGAGCCUGGAGUCCUCCAAGGGGCAGCUGACCAUAUCGUACCAUGCCUGGUCCAAGAGCACUGGGCAUGGGUUCAACGCCACCUACCAGGUAAAGGGCUAUUGCCUACCUUGGGAGCACCCGUGCGGCAACGAUGAGGGGUGCUACACCGACAGGCAGCGCUGCGACGGCUGGUGGCACUGCCCCAACGGCAAGGACGAGGAGAGCUGCCCGGCCUGCCAGAAGAACGAGUACCCGUGCGAGGGGAACAGUGGGCUGUGCUAUUCGCUGCUCGACCGCUGCAACAACCAGAAGAACUGCCCGGAUGGCUCAGAUGAGAAGAACUGCUUCACCUGCCAGCCAGGCAACUUCCACUGCGGCACCAACCUGUGCAUCUUUGAGACGUGGCGCUGCGAUGGGCAGGAGGAUUGCCAGGAUGGGAGCGAUGAACACAACUGUCUGGUGAUCGUGCCCAGGAAGGUCAUCACGGCGGCUCUCAUCGGGAGCCUGGUCUGUGGGCUGCUGCUGGUGAUCGCCUUGGGCUGCGCCUUCAAGCUCUACUCCUUGAGGACCAGGGAAUACAGGGCGUUUGAAACCCAGAUGACCCGUCUUGAGGCGGAGUUUGUGAGGCGUGAAGCUCCCCCUUCCUAUGGGCAACUGAUUGCACAGGGCCUGAUCCCACCCGUGGAAGACUUCCCUGUUUACAACGCAUCACAGGCCUCCGUCCUGCAGAACAUCCGAACGGCCAUGAGGAGGCAGAUGCGUCGUCAUUCGUCCAGGAGGAGCUCAUCCCGCCGGCGCUUGGGCAGGUUGUGGAACAGAUUCUUCCACCGGCCGCGGGUGAGAGCUCAGAUCCCGCUGCUGAACCCCACCCACACUUCCCAAACAGUGCUAGGUGAUGGAAUCAUCAAUCACACAGAUGGCACGGCCCCCCAGAGCCCCCCAGCUUCUCCAGAGGGAACUAAUGUUGAAACGGGGAGCUGCAGCCCAAACCGGGGACUCCUGGAAUCUGAAAACAGCCAUUUGCCUUCAGAGACAGAAGCUGCAGAAUCACCCCCCUCAGACGUUCUGUCAAACAUUUGCACAGCAGCUCUCUCGGAGACAGAGGAUGGACAUGACAAGCCUUCUGGUACUGAAGACCCUCCCAGCGGUGAGAUCAGACAGACCAGCAAGGCUGAUUCAGGGAAAAUGUUCAGAGACCCUUUGUUGGAAAGGGUGGCAGAAACGCACCAGGGUGGGGGUUCGGCGUCUAGCAGGACUGUUGCUGAAUGCAGAAGCUCCAGCAGGAAUAAUUUGCUGAGCGAAGAGCCAUGCCGGCUCCCCUUUAAAAAGUGGGAGUCGAUAUACUCUGACAGCCCCGUGAAUGUCCCUAUUCAGGGGGAUGGCCGACACUGUUGCCCCCAGUCAUAUCGUGAAGAGCCUUUGGGCAUUUGCCCAGCUUGUUGCCAUUCCAUGGAAGUGCCAAUCCUCGAAUCCCCUCCCCCUCUCUCAGAAGUCACUCCCAGCGACGACGAGUCUUUACUGGUCUGCUAAUUGGAUUGUGCUGGGCUCUUUCAGGGCCCCCUGGGACACCUUUCAUUAAAUUGUGGUGCAAGCCACCCGCCACCAACAUCACCACUUCUGUUGCAGCACAUCUCCAGCAAAGUUCAUUAGGACAAAUGUGGUAUAUCAGCAACUGAUGAGAGUGUGUUCACGCAAUCAUACUUUUCUUCUUUAAAAACAAAACAAAACAAAAGCAUUUACUUGUAUAACAUGUUAUACGUACAAGACACAGUUAUUCUUCCCAAAGGGCUUGCAGUUUGGACUGUCUUGCCAUCUCCUUUGGUAUCUACAUACAGAUUUCUGACUAGCAGGCUACAGUCAUUAAAAUAUACCAGUUGUCAGUUUUGGCACCUCCA